Messenger RNA from Rotaria sordida, 456 nucleotides. Lineage: Eukaryota; Metazoa; Rotifera; Eurotatoria; Philodinida; Philodinidae. The record is from the annotation of a GenBank genome assembly.
AUGUCAGACGGCAACGAUUGGACCGAAAGAUUAUUUGGCUGUUUCGAUGAUUGGGGUACAUGUUGCUAUGGAUGUUGGUGUACCCCAUGUCUAUUCGGUUCAAAUGCUGAAAAGCUAGAUGAUAGUGACUGCUGUGCUUUUUGUUGUGUGUACUGGUUGUUGGAAGGUUGCUAUCUGUGUUGGUUACCGCACUAUUUCAAACGAGGAAAAUUGCGAAGUAUAUAUAAUCUACGAGAAGAUCCGACGUGUGGCGAUAUUCCGGCAACAUUGUGCUGUGGUCCAUGUGCAUUAUGUCAAGAGGCUCGUGAGAUGAAAUCGAGAGGUCAUGAUCCAAGAACAAGUCAAAGAGCAAAUUAUCAGGUUACCAAUCCUCCUGUAUCGUCUCAACCAAUGUACAACCAACAACCUCCGCAAGGUGUAUCUGGAUGGCGUGAUUUGCCAUCGAACAACUAUUAA